UCUGGCCCGCGCGGGGCCUUGGAGUCGGGGGCGAGCGAUGCGAUCCGAGCGCCGCCUCAGCGGCGGAGGCUGAAGGAGGCGGCGAUAUAGCGGGGGAGGAAAAAAAGCGGAGCAGCCCGGCUGUCUUUCGCGAGAAGAAGGCGGGGGGUGGGUGGGGGAAGGUGGGACAGAAACCCGCAAGGAAACGGCAAAGGAGGGGGGGAAGGGGGUUGGCCUGAGAGGCGAGCGGGUUGCCGAGGGUAUGCGGGGCGGCCACCGAUUGCAACGCUUGGAGCUACUGUUUGGAGGACGUCAUCUCCACAUGGGUGUGUUUUCCAGCUAAGAGGGAUGAAAAGGAAAACAACGUUUUCAUGGAACCCAGUGAAACAGAGCAAAAUUUCUCCCUGCGAUCGAUACAAACAUGCCUGCUGCAUCUGUAGGGGGUUCCUUUAUGUUUACGGUGGCCGGAGAAAUACUAGCUUGAGUGAUUUCUGGAGAUUCAAAAUAGCGAGUAAUGAAUGGGAGGAACUGGACAAUUCAAACGAUGGCCCAGAAGAACUGGAAGAGCACACAAUGGUGGAUUAUCAGGAUAUCCUCUAUAUCUUUGGUGGAAUGGUGGAUUCAGCUUUCACACAGAAGAGAAAUCCUCUAUGGAUGUAUGACAUAGAUGCAACCAAGUGGAUAGCCUGCCGGCUCCCAGCAGUAGCGGGUGAGGUUCAAGUUCCUGUUAAUCGGAAGGGCCACAGUGCUGUGGUCUACAGGGGCAAUAUGUAUAUAUAUGGGGGAUACAUUGAUAUUAAAGGUGCUUCCCAAGAAUUCUGGACCUUUUAUUUUGAUACAAAACAAUGGGCCCCUCUAUUGGUUGCAUCCAGUGGGAACAGCCCAGGUCCCCGACAUGGUCAUUCUGCUGUGGUUUAUGGCAAUGGCAUGUACUUGUUUGGAGGAUUAAUGGGACUGAGCGAACAGAAGGACUUCUGGAUGUGGGAUUUUAUAGCCACCAACUGGUCCAGUAUCAGGAGAAGCCAGGGACCUCCAAGAGUGGUGGGACAUUCAGCUUUAAUCUUGGAAGAUUCCAUGUUAAUCCUUGGCGGAGGCCUUUCUAGCACUAAGCCAAAUAAUACUUUGUGGCAAUAUCAUUUUCCAUCUCAAACAUGGGUAAAGUUGCCUAGCCCAGUGGUGCUGUCUUCCAAAGCAUAUCAUCAGAUGCUGCCAACUGGAUUUGGUUUCCAAGGAGCUGCUGAUUGCCCACUGAGAUCACUUGGUUGCUUGAAGUCUAAAGAAAAGCGUUGUUCAAAGCUACUGACGUUUUCUAAACAGCACACCUGUUUCUUUGAGCAUCUUCACGAGGAGCCUACAUAUCAGAUACUCAACAAUGAGACUGGCUCUGACAUAGAAAUGAAAACGUUUUGCCAGUCUUCAAAGGAUUCUCUAGGAUUCACUUCCUAUCAAACCACAUCCAGUGCAGAAUUGAAUUCAGAUCCAGCAGCAGAGUUGCUGUGUAAAGAAAGAACCUCGUAUCUCAACAUUGCCAAGGAACAGGAAUUUGCCACCAUGACUGUAACAGAUGAAGGGUCAAGCUUGGACACUCUGAAAAAUGAAUGUGGAGACAUUUGUGAAUCUUCUGUUGUGAUGCUACUUGUUGGCGGUAAACCUCUGUCCAGUUCGCCUGCAAUCUCAUUUUGGCAAAUUGAAUUAAACGGAACUUAAAUAUCAGGCAACUCUCAAGAGGCAGAAGACAUGCCUAAGCUCAGUGAAGUCGGCAUCUGGGAAAAAUCACUUGGCAGUUCUUGCUUACAAUUGUAUUGUGAAACCUAAAUUCACACUUUGUAUGACUCCAAAAUACACGGGAAUCCAUAAAACAUUAUGAGAUUUGUUUUCAGCUCUUUGCUCUGUAGACAACUUGGGUCUGCAAAUGUAGAUGAGGCAGUUAUGAUUAGGAAGCAGCCAACAGCAGCCAUUGGUUGCAUUCAUUUCUUCGUGUAUGUGUGCCAUUUCAAAGCCCUUUGCAAAUUGCCUAUAUAAAGGAUGCAGUAUAAUCAUUCCCAUGACUAAGCUAGGUAAUUGUAAUUCAGUUCAGUGGCUGCUUUGGUAUGACAGGCCUACGUGCUUAUGCAAAGAAAACUUCUUAACCAUCAUUUAUUCAGCAAACCCAAUAUUCUGCAUUUGCACUAUAAGCUAAUCUGAUAUGUUUGGCUAUCUAACAGUUUAACACAGAUGUUUGGUCUAUAUGCUUGAGUUUGCUGUUAAAAUGGUAUCUGAGUGGGGGAGAGGGUGUUUCUUAGCAUAUGCUUAGUUGUUAUAUUGCACUGUUUAAAGCUGCAUUUUCCCUCAAUAUGAAAUUCACUGGGCUUCUAUAUUAUCUCCUCUGAUACAAGUUAAAGAGCCAGAGCUAUAUAAUUUUAUAGAUCUUUAAAGAGUAGUUGUGUCUGUUCCAAGCACAGUUCAGACAAACUUAGUUCACAUCGAAAUAAGGUUCUCCAAUUGCUGUGGUGUUUUUUGACCUUAUAACCCAGAAUGUAGCAGCAUGCACGCAAAUACUUCUACAUUACAGCACUCUCCCUUCAUAACCUGAAAGUGGCCUAGAAAUAGAUCUCUGAAUAUGAUCAAAAUACAUUCAUACACUCCAGCCGUACCAAUUUGCAGCAUUCCAGGCAUUCCAUGCAUACUGUACAUGACGGAUGACAUCAGAUUAAGGUCUCUCUUCGUAUACUAUCCUCUUAUCAUGUCCCCUACUAGGCAUGCAAUCGCUGUUCUGGAAAACACAAGCACAGCUGGGCCUUAUGCAUGUCACAUGGAAAUAAUUGGAUGUCCUGCAGUGAUGCUUCUUGGUGGUUUUGGGGGGUUUUUUUGCUUGUGAAGUUCACAUUGCCAAGAACGUCUGGGCAUGUUUUAUUCUUUCCAAAAUCACAGAAGGAGUUGGGCAAACAGCCAACUGUAUAGAGAAGUUUGGCACGGAGAGUGGAACACGGGUGCUCAGCUUUUCAGUCCAGGGAGAGGCAGUUUGUGCAGAACAGAAAGGGGAAAGUGGUUUUCAGCCGGCCUAGUAUUAUUUUACUGAUUUAAUUUUAUUAGUUUAACAUAAAAAAAAAUCCACACUGGGUUGAUCCUCUCUCUGUAUCAUUUCAUAGACAUGGCUAUGUAUUUUCUGUGAGAAGAGUAUGAGAGAGGUUUGUCACUAUUUUUCUUCUUUUUGAACUAGCUCUAGGGAUUUUCUGGUAGCCCCCUUACCCAGAUUGACUGAUUUAACAUUUUGGAAAUCAGCAAAAUCAUUUAAGUAUUUGCUCCUUUUCAUUUUGUGCCAUCACAAUAAUGUAAAAAAUUAUUUUGCUAAUACUUAUUCAACUUCAGUCUAUAUGAAGAGAAAAUGGUCCUUUGAAGUUACCCCUUCUUAAUUUUUGAGAGGGAAAAAACCAUGAAGUAUAUAUAUAGCAUCAGGAAAAGCCUGCAUGGUGCCUUUUUGAUAUUUUUUUUCUUUUCAGAAAACAUCUGUUUUACAUGCUAUAAAAGUAGUUAUAUUUAUUAAUUAUAUUUUUUUGCUGCAUGAAGCUUUAUACCCAAGCUAAACUAUAUUAAUUUAAUUUUGUGAAAAUGUUAUUCACUGUGUUUUUAAUUACUUUGUUAAUAAUAUGCAUCUCUGAUUUUUGUAACGGUGGCAUAUUGAGAGGAAAAAAGGCAAAAAUAUAAGCUCACUGAAUGAUUUGCAGCUUGGCUGGAGAUGACUGAACACUUGAUAUGUUGUAAGACACAUUUCCUGGGGCAUUACAGCUGGGAAACAAGAUGAGUUGUUGAUGCUUCAUUUGUAUGCUGAUUGUUCUCAUUGAGGAUGAAAAGUCAAAUAUACUUCCUUCCUCUCCCCUACUUAUUGCAACUAUUUUGGUUAACAUUCACUUACAUUACCGCCACGAAGUAGAAAUGUAGGGUCACUUCUGCUACGAAAAGCAAGAUAUUACUCCAAACCAGGAUAUCCUUAAGGAAGCAGAUGAUUUUGUCAGCAUUCUGAACUGUGUGCAUCAGUAGUCCCUAAUGCUAGAGCAUUGUUCUGCUAGAAGAAAAAACACUUAAGCAGACAUUUUGUACAGUUGUGUUGUAUUUAGAAAUAAGCUACAACUUUUAUGAUUGAUCCCAAGUGGUCUACAAAUCACAGUUGUUGUUCCCUUAUACAGUGUUUAGCACAAUCAUUCUAGCAUAGUUUUUACAUCUGGAAUUACAUACACUCAUACACACAAUACUUAAAAAAAUAAGUUACACUUUCAGUAACUACAUUGUUUAAAAAGAUACAAAUACAGUAGUUAGUCUGAGUUUUUUCUUUGAAAAAAAAAACAAUCAAAAUGGAAGUUCUUACAUACUUCAUAGAAAGUUUGUCCAAUUAGGGAAAACAUGUGAGAACAAAGGAAUCUGUAAUCAAAACAUUAAUCACAUUAGGAAUGCUGUAUCAGAAUGCUCUGUAGUCACUCCACAUGCAUUCUGUUUCAGAGAGAAUAGGUGAACAUUUUGCUCCAAGAGGAAUGUUAAUGCUUAGCGUUAAUAACAGAGGCCCAAAUUGUUCUGCCUCAAUAAUCACAGACACUUUAGUUAUGGAGCAGUAAAGUAUGUUCUCCUUGGGGCAUCUUUCCUAGAGAUACAAGUACUGUAACAUGUGAUAAGCGAAGAAAGAAAAGACAAAUCUGAAUGACUUGGCUUUAUGCAUGCAGACAAAUUGCAUUUGUAGGAAAAACUUCGUAAUUAUCUUACCAGAGGAAAAGCUUCAGCAGACAAACAGGAUUGUUGUUAAAAAUGCAAGCUAAUUCAAGCAUCUGUGGACACCUUGCUUGACGGUGAACAAUGGCUGCUAAUAAACACUAAUUGCAAUUUUGCAUUCAUUAGUCAAAGCAAAAGAAUCUGCUGUUUUGGUCCAUUUUAAUCAAUCAAAAGAGACACUAAGUUAGUUUCCAGAUGCCCCAUUAGAGACCUGCAGUGGAGGCUGUUCUAUUGACAAAAGGCUUUCAAUUCUUUAUGUGAUAGCUGUAAUUUUGUCUUUGUACAUAUCUGCAAGGAGACUUUACCCACUGAUAAAUGUAGAGCCAAUAAUAACAGUAUUCCACUUUCUAUACCCACAUUAGUUUCCUUU
Pseudonaja textilis is the source of this 5086-nucleotide messenger RNA. Its product is annotated as leucine-zipper-like transcriptional regulator 1. Lineage: Eukaryota; Metazoa; Chordata; Lepidosauria; Squamata; Elapidae. Gene Ontology annotation, molecular function: protein binding. The record is from RefSeq and is a predicted model, not a curated record. Gene Ontology annotation, cellular component: Golgi apparatus.